CGUGAACCGUAUACAACCAUCUGUCUCAGCUUCAUCUCCCUCUUCCCCUUCUUAGAUCGACGCCCCUUCCUCUCCUGAUCAGGAAUGACUCACGACUCAUCUCCUCCACCUCCUCCCUUUGGGGUUUCAGAGUAGUAGCGGCGGAGGAAGGCAAGAUGAAGACGACUAGGGCGUUUGUCAAGUCUCGCUAUUCUGCAUCAGCGUCGAGAUCGGGAGAUAGAGGGAAAGCACGCUGAGGAUAGGGAAAAAAACAUGGCGGAAGAGAAGGAAUCCACCUCCAUUCCGCUAAGCCAGGCAGUGGACCCUGAAGACCCAGCCAAAGCGCCCCCAAUUUCUCCCAGUUCCUCCACUAGGAAGGCCUGUGGUGCUGUUCUUCAGAGUUGGGUGUCAAAGAAAUUUAUGACUGGAUGGAAGGAUGUCUGUAGGCUCCAGGCUGCACACGGUGCUGGCAGUGGACGUCUACAGCGACAAGAUCAAGCACCUAUUCGACGCGACGGAGGGGCAAGAAGCCGCGCGCCGCCCUUGGGGUGGCUGGAUCUAGUUCCACCGCCUCAAUAUCAAGCACGACUCCAGGCUCGAGGGCCUCAUCAAGAUGUCGGAUUUGACGAUUAAUCUAGUGGCAAUCUACACUCUUGCUGAUUAUCACACCCGCCCACUAGACACCAUCUGCAGUAAUUUCAUUGAUGCUCUCCCAGUUUUAGGUAUUGCUCAGAAAACAAUAAGCGCGUCAUUCACUUCUCAACAUGUGAAGUGUAUGGGAAAACGAUAGGAAGCUUCCUACCCAAUGAUCAUCCUCUUAGAAAGAACAAGAAAGAAAGGAAGAAGGUCCGUGAGGUUAGCAUCUUGAAAAAGGAUCCAGAGGCUAUUCGAGAGCAAAUUGAGAAGAUGGAAAGAAUGAUUUACAAAUCUCAAGUACUCCAUAGUUGAAAUCGAUGAAGUGCG
Molecule: messenger RNA, 942 nt
Organism: Zingiber officinale
Lineage: Eukaryota; Viridiplantae; Streptophyta; Magnoliopsida; Zingiberales; Zingiberaceae
Product: protein LIKE COV 2-like
Exons: 9
Coding region: 253-612 (119 amino acids)
Cellular component (GO): Golgi apparatus
Source: RefSeq, a predicted model, not a curated record